Molecule: messenger RNA, 1319 nt
Organism: Rhodamnia argentea
Lineage: Eukaryota; Viridiplantae; Streptophyta; Magnoliopsida; Myrtales; Myrtaceae
Product: cytosolic sulfotransferase 15-like
Exons: 1
Coding region: 62-1042 (326 amino acids)
Biological process (GO): sulfation
Cellular component (GO): cytoplasm
Molecular function (GO): sulfotransferase activity
Source: RefSeq, a predicted model, not a curated record
AUCCACAAAAAGAUCAGCACUUCACGUUCAUCUCCUUGUUUCGAUUCUUACUCGAACAUCCAUGGCACACCAGCAACUUUCUUCGCUGUCCGACGUCGCAAGUAGUAAAGAGCAUGACCAGGAGGAUGCCAUUGAUGAACUAAUUGCUUCACUUCCCAUAAGCAAAGGCUUGGUUCGUCCUGUCCGUAGCCUUUAUCAAAACUUCUGGUGCCCGACCUACUUGCUUCCGAACGUGAUCGCGUUCCAGCGGCACUUCGAAGCCAAAGACAAGGACAUUCUCCUGGUCUCUCAUCCCAAAUCAGGGACCACCUGGCUAAAGGCCCUAGUUUUCUCCGUCGUCAACCGCUCCCGCUUCAACAUCUCCAACACGCCCUUGCUCACUUCGAACCCCCAUGAAGUAGUCCCUUUCAUCGGGCGUAGGUCGUUGCCCGGCCUCGACGGUAUGGUGGAGUCGAGGCUCUUGGCGAUGCACAUCCCUUACCCAGCCUUGCCGGAGAGCGUCCGGCAGUCGGACUGCCCGAUCAUUUACAUCUGCCGGAACCCGCUGGACAUCGUGGUUUCCUCUUGGCACUUCCACCGCCAGGUGGCACGGUCGGAGUGGUCCUUGGAGGAGCAUUUCGAGACCUUUUGCCGAGGGGAAAUCAUGUUUGGGCCCUUUUGGGAUCACAUCACGGGGUACUGGAAGGAGAGCUUGGAGAGGCCACGGAAGGUGUUGUUCCUCAAGUACGAGGACUUGAAGGAGGAUAUAGUAGGACAGCUGAAGAAGGUGGCCGAGUUUGUGGGGCUUCCCUUCACUGAGGAGGAAGAGGAGGGCGGCGUGAUUGAAGACAUAGCCAAAAUGUGUAGUUUCAAGACCCUCAAGGGCCUGGAGGUCAACAAAUCCGGCAAAUUACUGAAUACAAUCAUGGAGAAGAGAAGCCAUUUCAGGAAAGGGGAGGUGGGUGAUUGGGUUAACCAUCUCACUCCUUCCAUGGUGGAUCGCCUCAACAACAUCAUGCAAGAGAAAAUUAGCCCAUUAGGGUUACGCUUCAAAACACGCUGAGUGUUAAUCACUUCCGCUUUCUCUAUGCAUGUCAGUAGAAAUAAGCGAAGUCAAUAAUGGAUAGAUCCGCAAUCCUCCUUCCUCGUUGGUGUAGUACAAAGAUCUCAAUAAUCAUUGACUUCUCUGUCGCUAGAGACCAAACAAGUAUUUGAUGUUGAUUAGCUGUAAGGAAAGGAAAAAGAGAGAGGGUGUUUUGCGUUCGAAAUCACAAUCUGCUCUAUAGUUCACAAUCUCAUCUCAUGUUCCUUUGUUUUUGGAAUAGAAUGUUCUUCGAGAA